Cherax quadricarinatus is the source of this 2722-nucleotide messenger RNA. RefSeq lists its product as uncharacterized. The record is from RefSeq and is a predicted model, not a curated record. NCBI's taxonomy places the organism in Eukaryota, Metazoa, Arthropoda, Malacostraca, Decapoda, Parastacidae.
CACAGGUAAGAGGCAGACAGGUAACUCCCUCCGCCGCAGUGCACUACCGUCUCUCGCACCAGUCGCAACACCCUCCAGCGGAGAUUAACUCUCAGCUUCUGGUCCUGCCUCUUAUUUGGUUGUUACCCUGGGUGCUGGUGCAAUAUUACCUUAGCUGAGGAAAUUCUGACUGAGUGUAUUAUGACUUGGUGUCAAAUAAACAGGAGACCAUAGAACUGGCUUCAGUAUUCCAGCUACAAGUGGUGAACAAUUGACUUUGCUGUGCCGUCCCAGAUUGGUGAACAAUUGGCUUCAGUCUUCCAUCCCAGAGUGAUGAACAAUUGGCUUCAGUCUUCCAUCCCAGAGUGGUGAACAAUUGGCUUCAGUCUUCCAUCCCAGAGUGGUGAACAAUUGGCUUCAGUCUUCCAUCCCAGAGUGGUGAACAAUUGGCUUCAGUCUUCCAUCCCAGAGUGGUGAACAAUUGGCUUCAAUCUUCCAUCCCAGAGUGGUGAACAAUUGGCUUUGCUGUGCCAGCCCAGAGUAGUGAACAAUUAAGCCUUAUCUAUUUUUUUUUUUGUCCUACAAUAAGCUCUCCGUCGUUCUUCUUGAAGGUUGUCAGCGACGCAUCAAGAUGACAGGUCAAUAGAGGGCAGAGCAGGUCCCGGGUAGGAGACCAGAACAAAGCUAUACCACAGGUCACCGUAGAUCUCAGGUCUUCAGUACACAUACACAUUUAUUUCUCACAGACCUUCAAGAGUUUGUCCUGGACCUUCAAGAGUUACUACUGGGCCUUCAUGAGAGUCUCUUAGACCUUCAUGAGCUUCCAAGAGUGUCUCUUGGACCUUCUAAUUUAUUAAAGACUAAGUCUUUUCCAGAGACUCUUCGUCAGAAGAUGAGGACGAAGAGGAACUCGAAGUGGAUUUUUCACCUGCUGUGGACCUUCUCUCUUCACGCAGCGUCCUUGCAAGAGACGAAGGAGCCGCUCACCGCCGAGCAGGACGCCGCCGACGGUCACACCCGUCAACUCAUCGUCAACUCGCCGUGUCUUCCUUGCUUCAGGGAGCAAAACGUCGGCUGCAGGAGAGUCUUCGGCUGCAUAGUCAACAGCGACAAUUCUAUCUCCUCCAUCUUCUUCUCUUUAUCUUCCCUAGUUGGCAGCGAAGACUCGGGAAGGAAAUUCGAGGAUGCUCGCGCAGCGGUCCCUGCCGAGGUAUCGCCAUGCCUUCCUUGUCAUUACAGGGACUGGCACGACCGCUGUCGCAAGAUCAGAGGGUGUGUCUACCCUGUUUCAGCUGAGGCUGAGGUCGCGACAACUUUCCUUCUGGAGUCUGAAACCGUGUCUGUUCCUGAAGACGACGUCGGAGGGGAAGAGGCAGCCUCUGCUUUAGACACCGUCGAGGGUGUUCCAGUAGCAGAAUCAGGUGAGCAGCUUGAGCCCACUGAUCCAUCUGAACCUUUUGAGGAUCGAACAGGGGUUCUUGAGGAGUCUUCAGCAAGCGAGUCAGUUUUCAGCUCGAUGGACAGUACAACGAAAAGCCCCCCACUCGAUUUUCACUCUUCGAUGUGUCAUUGAUCAGGGCCUUAGCACCAAAGACAUCACUGGUAAAGAAUAUGUCUCCCUCCGAUGAUGUCAGUGAUCAAGCCAGUAUUGCCUAGUUAUCGGCUGACACCCCGACUACAACUUAAAAUCAUCCAGGGUCCUUGCAAGGCAUGGAACGGACAGGACUCACCCCAUAGCAAGUCAAUCCUGAGACUAGCAUUGAUAAUGACAUUGAGGAGACUUGAGCUAGACCAACUCGUUGACGUUUUACCGUGAGAUUGGACCAUAAAACCCUUCAUUUGUGGACACAGUGGACUCCAUGCUAACCUCUCUAACAUACAGAAAGAUACAUAGUAGGGUAGGUUUUAUCAAGCCGGCGUGAUCCAGUGAAUAGAGCAAAGGCCUGCUAGUUUUAAGACCGGUCCUAUAGGUUUCGUGUUGUUAUUGCAUUGUAAGGGUUACGACGGCUUAUGCUCUAUGAAUCUUGCUCCCAGAAACCUAUCUGGAGUCUACCUGGAGCGUGUUCCGGGGGGAGUCUACGCCCCCGUAGCCCAGUCCUCGACAAGGCCUCCCGGUAGAUCAGGGCCUGCUCAACAAGACUGUUACUGCUGGCCGCACGUAGUCCAACGUACAAACCAGAGCCUGGCUGAUCGGGUACUGACUUUAGGUAUGUGUCCAACUCCCUCUUGAAGGCAGCCAGACGCCUGGUAUGGGUUUCAAUCCCGCGCGAUCACCAAAUCAUUCUCAACUACAUUGUUCAAUUUUCAACAAUCAUCACUCACAAUACCAACAACCUGCAACAUAAACACUAUUAUUACCUCAAUAUAUGUUGUAUAACAAUAAACAUUAUAAUUUAAAACACUUCGGAAAACAUUUUCCAUAAAAACACUUUUGUUUUUAUUUAGCACCUGUAUCAUUAUUUUUAAGCUGACCUUUGUUUUGUAAAUGUACCUUUGUAAUUACUGCUCCUUUGUAAUUAUUAUCCUACGUGUGUGUACAUGUGACUCUGUAAUAAAGUAUUAUUAUUCACGUGUGUCAAUAAUUGUAAUGAUAUUAAUGUUUAUACUGUGUAGCAGGUGUUAAUAAUGUUUAUACUGUGUAGCAGGUGUUAAUAAUGUUUAUACUGUGUAGCAGGUGUUAAUAAUGUUUAUACUGUGUAGCAGGUGUUAAUAAUGUUUAUACUGUGUAGCAGGUGUUAAUAAU